This is a messenger RNA of Nicotiana tabacum (common tobacco), 2534 nucleotides long. RefSeq names its product stromal 70 kDa heat shock-related protein, chloroplastic. Gene Ontology annotation, biological process: protein folding. NCBI's taxonomy places the organism in Eukaryota, Viridiplantae, Streptophyta, Magnoliopsida, Solanales, Solanaceae. The record is from RefSeq and is a predicted model, not a curated record. Gene Ontology annotation, molecular function: ATP-dependent protein folding chaperone; ATP binding.
UCAAGUCUUCACGAUCAUCGUUGGCUAGUUUGUUGCACUCUUUUUCAAGAAACGAACCAGACACCUUUUUUUGUUAAAUUAGGAAAGUCUCAAUUUUUUUUCACUUUGUAAGAAAAUAUGAGCUCAAUUAUGGCUGCAACUGCAACCCACCAAGUGAAAAUCCCCGGAUUUUCCGGGCUUAAACUCGACAAGAAAACACCAUGCUUUGUAUCAAGAGAGAAAUGUUACAGCAACAAAGGAGUAUUGAGGCAAAAGUACAGACCCAUGAAAAUAGUGAACGAGAAGGUGGUGGGGAUAGAUUUAGGUACAACAAACUCAGCAGUGGCAGUAAUGGAAGGUGGACAACCGACAAUAGUGACAAAUGCGGAGGGACAAAGAACGACGCCGUCUGUGGUGGCGUAUACGAAAAACGGCGAUAGAUUAGUCGGGCAAAUAGCGAAAAGGCAAGCGGUGGUAAAUCCUGAGAAUACUUUUUUCUCGGUAAAGAGAUUUAUAGGGAGGAAGAUGACGGAGGUUGAUGAAGAAUCGAAGCAGGUAUCGUAUAGAGUGAUGAAGGAUGAGAAUGGGAAUGUUAAACUUGAGUGUCCUGCUAUUGGUAAGCAGUUUGCUCCUGAGGAAAUUUCUGCUCAGGUCUUAAGGAAGCUUGUUGAUGAUGCCUCAAAGUUCUUGAAUGAUAAAGUUGCUAAAGCAGUGGUUACAGUACCUGCAUACUUCAAUGACUCCCAGAGAACUGCAACGAAAGAUGCAGGUCGCAUUGCCGGAUUAGAUGUUCUCCGCAUAAUUAACGAACCCACUGCUGCUUCAUUGGCUUAUGGAUUUGAGAAGAAGAAUAACGAAACCAUUCUAGUGUUUGACCUGGGAGGUGGUACUUUUGAUGUGUCAGUUCUUGAGGUUGGAGAUGGAGUAUUUGAGGUGCUCUCUACCUCAGGCGACACACACUUGGGAGGUGAUGAUUUUGAUAAGAGAACUGUUGACUGGCUUGCUGAAAAUUUCCGUAAAGAAGAAGGAAUAGACCUUCUGAAGGAUAAACAAGCGCUUCAACGUCUUACUGAAGCUGCUGAAAAGGCAAAGAUAGAAUUGUCAACCUUGACUCAAACUAAUAUCAGUUUGCCAUUCAUCACUGCUACUGCAGAUGGUCCAAAACAUAUUGAGACAACACUUACAAGGGCCAAGUUUGAGGAGUUAUGCUCAGACUUAUUGGACAGGCUUAAAACACCAGUUGAAACUGCCUUGAGGGAUGCCAACCUUUCCUUCAAAGAUAUAGACGAAGUAGUUCUUGUUGGUGGAUCGACACGAAUACCAGCUGUUCAAAACCUUGUCCGCAAGAUGACUGGUAAAGAGCCUAAUGUUUCUGUCAAUCCUGAUGAGGUAGUUGCUCUUGGAGCUUCAGUUCAGGCUGGUGUCUUGGCUGGAGAUGUUAGUGACAUCGUGUUAUUAGAUGUAACACCAUUGUCACUUGGUCUGGAAACUCUAGGUGGAGUUAUGACAAAAAUCAUCCCACGAAAUACAACACUACCGACUUCAAAGUCAGAAGUCUUCUCAACUGCGGCAGAUGGGCAAACCAGUGUUGAGAUUAAUGUGCUACAAGGUGAAAGAGAGUUUGUAAAAGACAACAAGUCUCUUGGAAGGUUCCGUCUGGAUGGGAUUCCUCCAGCUCCUCGUGGUGUUCCCCAGAUUGAAGUAAAAUUUGAUAUUGAUGCCAAUGGUAUUCUCUCUGUCACGGCUACUGAUAAGGGUACCGGAAAGAAGCAGGACAUUACUAUAACCGGUGCUAGCACUUUGCCCAAAGAUGAGGUUGAUAGAAUGGUUCAGGAAGCUGAGAAGUUUGCUAAAGAGGACAAGGAGAAGAGGGAUUCCAUUGACACAAAGAACCAAGCAGAAUCUGUUGUAUAUCAAACUGAGAAGCAGCUAAAAGAGUUGGGAGACAAGGUGCCAGCUGAUGUUAAAGACAAGGUGGAAUCGAAACUGAGAGAGCUCAAGGAUGCCAUAUCUGGCGGUUCAACACAAACCAUUAAGGACACAAUGGCUGCGUUGAACCAAGAAGUCAUGCAGCUGGGACAGUCUCUAUACAGCCAGCCAGGUGCUGCUGCUGGUCCUGCUGGUGCUGCUGCUGGUCCGGCAGGGGCAUCUGGUUCCAGGGGCAAGGAUGAUGGAGAUGGAGAAGUAAUCGAUGCAGACUUCAGCGAAAGCAAUUAAGAAACAGAAUCAAGAGUUCACCAAUGCAUUAGACGGCCUUUCUGUAUAAAUCUUUUGGCAACCACACCUAGAUGAUAGAGUAAAGGUAUAUAUUUGUGUGAAUCACAGUGGGAGAUGACAAAAAUUGUACAUGUGUGACUAGCUUACUGGAGUGUAAUGAAGUUGAGAAAAUGGAUUUUCUGAGCUAGUAUGUUUCCAAAAUCUGAAAAUGUGUAGGGAGGUUAGGAUUACUUUUAGGAUUACUUUGCUGCCGGCGCCGUCUGAAUUAUGCUCCUCAGGCAGCUUAAGUAUGAGUGUGUAUGAUUGUUAAAGAUGUAACAAUUCUGUAUUUGCCUUGA